AUGAUGAGAAAGCCCUGGCAAACCAAAAAGGAGACUCAGCGGACAAUCACCCCACAGAGAACAGUCCAGAGGAGCCAGCAGAGCCUGUUCCCCCCAGCCCAGGACGCUGGAGUCAGGAUCUGCUUAGUGGAAUGGACAGAGUUGGAUGUAGAGUUUCAAGAGAACUCUCCACCAUAUUUGAAUUUUCUGUUUGAUGUCUUUAGUAAGCCAAACCCAGUGAAGACCAGCGGCACUCUGGAUCUCCUGGCAAAUGAUGUCAUUAUAAGAGGCACAGAGGCACACAGCCUCAGCAUGCAGCGAGAGGAGGAGAAGCAGACAGACAAGACAGCCAAAGAAACACAAAGUGAAGAGGACAAUGCGGAUCCCUGGAGCUCGCGUGUGACAACAGUGACAACCGUAGUCACUAAAUCAAGCUCGGCUGAUCCAUUUGAUCCAUAUCCGAUAGGGACCACAUCCCCUAACAGCUCCUCUGACCUGCGCCAGCCCCUCUCUGAUAGUUCCAUCAACAGUAUGGGCAGUAAUGCCUUGCGGUCCCUUGCAGAUGAUAUCAUCCCUUUCAACACUGACAAAACAAGCAUCAGCACUCGGCGGUCAUGGGAAACCAGCAAAGCCCAGGAGUUGAACACAGAGGAGAGCCAAGAAGCGCAACCAGAAGCAGAAGGCCAAGCUGAAGAUCAACAGACGGUCAUCAUGUUUGAGAGGAAGUCCCUUGAGAAUGACUCUCCGUGGGACCGAUGGACAUCACCGACUGUCUAUACCAUCCCCACAGAAGAGGAGGAGGAGGAGGAAGAAGAAGAAGAAGAGAAGCAAGAGGAGGAGGAGCAGGGAAGCACUGAGGAUACACAGACGGUCACAACCAUCACUACCAUCAGGGAGAUACGCAGUGAGCCUGAGCCCUCCAUGGAUCGUUUCAAUACCUAUUCCAGGACCAUAAGAGAAGAGGAGCAGAGAGUCAAAACCCCAGAACCUGAAACCAAAAAGGCGUUUGUGUUUGUGAAGGAGUAUGUCAAUGCAACUGAGACGUCCUUGCAGAACCCCAGAGACACGCUCAAUAGGUCAGAUUACCUGACUUCAAGCUCCACCAGCUAUUCUUACAGCAGCCCAUCUCUUUACUCCAGCUACUCCAGGAUCCCACUGUCAUCUACCUGUACAUACUGCGGAGAGCAGGUGGGAAAUGAUGCCAAGAUUACCAUUGAGCACCUCAACAUCAACUGCCAUCCUUCCUGCUUCAAGUGUGAUGUGUGUAAGAAACCCAUGGGAGACCUUCUCCACAGUAUGUUCCUGCACGGCGGGAAAGUCCACUGCGAGACCUGCUACAGGGCCAUCUGAUCAUCAAGAGCUUCGCAGACCUCCUCUCUCUCCUUUCUGUCAUGUUAAUUCGCACACAAAGCGAGAACUGCUCUUUUUUUCAAAGUUUGCACUGCAUUUGUUUGAACUCACGAUUAAUGUAGCUUAAAGUGACCGGCGAGUAUGAUUUCUUAAACUUGAUAAUGACAUAUUUUAAAACCUUGCGUUGUGUUUUGAUGGUGGUGAAAGCUUUAUCUGCCUCGGUUUACUAUGAAGGAUACGUCUGUCCAACAUCACACACUGAUGUGACCAGACUAAUACUGGUGAGAGGGAUACAAGAAUUUAGCAACAAGAGGAAAUAAAAAAAAGAACUUGGUUACAAAAUGUUUACUUAAUUUUUGCUCUUCUUGAUACAAAAUAGUGUUUGCAUGUAUGAUGCUUUGUUAGCAAAAUAAAACAAUUUCUAUAAUCCUGGUGUAAACAUGUCAUAUAAAAGUAGUUUGCUACCAGAUGCAUGAAUCUCAAGAGUGUUUCAGAAAAGAAUGAUUGGUAGUUAUUGCACACGGUGAUAUUCUAACAUAAAAAUUCAGCGUUUUUCCAAGCUGAGCUGAUCCUGAGAACUCUGGUAACAUCCCAAUGCGAGGUUGUACUAAAUUUACAUUUGCACCUCUCCUCUGCUUGGCAAAAUAAUAUUUUCCUUGCAUAGUCACAAUAGCUUU
Molecule: messenger RNA, 2006 nt
Organism: Pelmatolapia mariae (spotted tilapia)
Lineage: Eukaryota; Metazoa; Chordata; Actinopteri; Cichliformes; Cichlidae
Gene: znf185
Product: zinc finger protein 185 with LIM domain
Exons: 18
Coding region: 1-1329 (442 amino acids)
Source: RefSeq, a predicted model, not a curated record